AUGUCAGGUUUACCAGAUACAUACAGACACACAAUAUCAUGACACAGGGGUCAGUACAUUGGUAAGGCAAUACACAAUUGUGGAUGUACACAACGAACAAAAAAAAAAAAAAAAAAACGGAUAAAGGCUGUGUCAUGUAUGGCCAGCAUCGUUGUUGCUGGAAAGGGGGAAGUUGAGAGCUUGUUAAAAGGAGCGGGGGUUUGCUGACAGCAUCCAGUCCAGUGUGGCUUGUCUUGUUGUGACUGCACAAACGGCACCAACACCAUGACUUGCCUGCUGCUCGGAGCCGUCCUGCUCGGGAACCUGGCCGUCCGCACCACGGCACAAGUUCUGGCAAUGCUCCCUCCACCUGCCCAGGUGAAGUUUGAAUCUACGGAUUACAAAAACAUCCUGCACUGGACUCCGCCCACCAACAGCUCCUCGCUGCAGUACUACACCCAGUGGAAGAUUUACGGCGAGCCCGAGUGGCUGGACGUGGACGGCUGUCAGGGGAUCCACAAGAACCAGUGCGACCUCAGCAGCGUGACCUCCGAGCCCAGAGAGUGGUACUACGCCAGGGUGCGCGCCUCCUCUGUGCCCUCCAGCAGCAAGUCGGCCUGGGCCCUCUCCCCCAGAUUCAGUCCACGCUGGGACACCAAAAUCAGUCCUCCUGUGCUGAAGCUGAACAUCACAGAGCAAGGCCUUGUGGUCCGACUGAAGCCGCCCAAGGUGCUGGUCCGGAAGAUGCACAGCAGUCUGCACUACAAGGUCUACGUCAUACACCCCAGUGGAGAGGAGGAGGUGUUUCAGAUGGCCUGCUGCUCUAAAAAGCUGACUCUGAAGGAGCUGAACCCCAAAGAAAAAUACUGCCUCCAAGCCCAGACCCUCAUCCCCCAACAGGCCAAGAGCAGCGCUCGCAGCUCCGUGAAAUGUGUCUCUAUGAUCUGAUGGCACAGACUCACUGAAUGACUGGACCUGUCAUCCAUCACUUCAGCUUCAACCAUCCUUCGCUACCUCGACGACUGCCGCCACAAAUAUCUGUGCUCGUGAAAGUGAUGCACUGUAUUGUCUGACGUGUGGUUUUGACACUGUUCUGACCAGAACAUAUGACUGAUUAUAGAGUUCACUGCAUUGUUCCUCUCGACCUUUUGCUCUCCGUGGGAAGUCAAAAAAUAAUAUAUAAUAACUCAGGUCCCAUUAUCACUAUCUGUCAGUGCAUUUUGAGCUGAGACUUAACUUAUUUUGGUUAGUUUUGUUGUUUUCAUGCAGAUCACUAAUACACACUUUGAUAGUGAAAAUGGUGCAUUAAACAUGUGUUGCAUGUAUUGCUGCCAAUAAAAGACAUUUUAUGCACA
Mugil cephalus (flathead mullet) is the source of this 1334-nucleotide messenger RNA. RefSeq names its product interleukin 22 receptor, alpha 2 (gene il22ra2). Lineage: Eukaryota; Metazoa; Chordata; Actinopteri; Mugiliformes; Mugilidae. The record is from RefSeq and is a predicted model, not a curated record. Gene Ontology annotation, molecular function: protein binding. The transcript is spliced from 6 exons. Bases 265 to 927 code for a protein of 220 amino acids.